This is a messenger RNA of Malassezia pachydermatis, 972 nucleotides long. RefSeq names its product pdr16-protein involved in lipid biosynthesis and multidrug resistance pho13-4-nitrophenylphosphatase. The transcript has a single exon. Bases 1 to 972 code for a protein of 323 amino acids. The record is from RefSeq and is a predicted model, not a curated record. Gene Ontology annotation, molecular function: phosphoglycolate phosphatase activity; alkaline phosphatase activity. NCBI's taxonomy places the organism in Eukaryota, Fungi, Basidiomycota, Malasseziomycetes, Malasseziales, Malasseziaceae.
AUGACGUCGACAUCCGUGUCCCGAGGUACUUACCAGUAUCUGAGGAGCGAGGAAGACUAUGCCAAGCUGUUGGACCGUUACGACAACUUUCUCUUCGAUUGCGAUGGUGUGCUUUGGUCUGGAACGGAAGCGUUGCCGGGUGUAGCCUCUGUUCUGCGCAAGCUGCGUGCGCGUGGCAAGAACAUCUUGUUUGUCACGAACAAUGCAUCGAAGAGCCGUCGUAUGCUUCUGGAACGGAUCCAGCAAGCUGGUAUUGAAGGCGCUACAGAAGAGGUGUUUUCAUCCGCCUAUGCCUCGGCAGCCUUUCUGAAAAAUGUGCUCCAGUUCCCGAGCGACCGGAAAGUGUUUGUCGUGGGCAUGUCGGGUUUGGAAGAAGAGUUGGAUGCUGUGGGCAUUUCUCAUAUCGGUGGCACCAAUCCUGCGCAAAAGGUCGUUAUGAAUGGCCUUGAUUUCUCUGCUCUUUUAGCAGAUGGCCUGCUGGAUGAUAGUGUAGCGGCUGUGUUGUGCGGCAUCGAUUCAGACUUGACGUAUGUGAAGAUGGCGCAGGCAUUCCGGUACCUUACGCGUCCUGGGGCCGAGGGCCCUGUACAGUCAGGAGAGCGUGGUGGUGGCUGCUACUUUGUGUGCACGAACGAAGAUGUCACAUUCCCUACCAGCCAGGGUCUAUGGCCCGGUGCCGGUUCUGUGUGGGCUGGUAUCCAAUCCUCAUCGGGUCGUACUCCCUUAAUUGUGGGCAAACCGAAUGAGCCGAUGAUUGAUACGAUUUUUGCUAGCCGCGAUUUCGAUCGGCAACGUACGAUCAUGGUCGGUGAUCGUCUUAAUACCGACAUUGCGUUUGGGACUAAGGGUGGCAUCGAUACGAUGCUGGUGCUGACCGGCGUAUGCACCCUGGAUGAUGUUCGUGCUGAGGAUGCGCCCGCAGUUCCUACGUACGUACUUCAAGGGCUCGGAGAUUUGGAUUCGGUCGCCUAG